UUUAAUUUUUAGGCUUUCGAGCUUUUUAACGGCUUUUAAACAAAUUUUUUUUUCUUUUUUUCUCAAUUUCAGAUGGAACCAAAGGAAAUCGAUUCCCGUUUAAUAAAUAAUUGUCUUCGAGGCUUAAUAUUUUUUAAUGGACUUGAAUUAAACGGCAAAUGUGCUCAUCAUGAAGCUAUUUUCAAUGCUUUUACAGAUUUAAAAAGGGAAAGAUCGGUUCAAUGCCAAUAUAAAAUUCUUAAUUAUGGAGAUGAUUUUUUUAAGAGGAAUAAUUCAAAAAAGACUCCUCCAAACGACUCAAUUUCAAUUAAAAACAAACCUCGCGGAAUAAUUAAAUAUAAUUGGCAAUACAAAUAUUUGGAUGAGAGGCCGGCAUUAAUUGUUUUGUUUAUUGAUUUGGAUUGGGACAGCGAUAUGUGGCAACAACAGAAAAAUGAAUGCGAGUCGAGGCUUAAUGUUUUGAGGCAAUCAAUUGGCCAAUUAGAAACAAAACUAGCUUUAGUAUUAAUUCAAAAAGCAAAAACAACCGUUGACGACUCUAUUGCCACAGAAAAAGCAAUUGAAAUUUGUCAAUUUUGUAAAAUAUCAACCAGGCAAUUUUAUGUUUUUCCUCUGUUGACGGACAAAAAAGCUACGGCAGAAUGUAUUGUUCGGUUGGAAAUUGCUUUUUAUCAGAUUGCACAGGAGGCUUACCAGGCCUAUUUCAAAAAGAUUAGAGCUAGAAGUGUCCCAAAUAAUGACCAACAAGUCUUGUUAAGACAACAAUUUAAAUUGGCAUUUAUAUCAGAACUUAGAGAAGAUAGACAUUCUUCGCUAAGAUAUUAUAAACAAGCAUAUCAAAUAGCUGCAGAUUUGGAAAUGUUGGAAUUAUUUAUUUACGAAUUGAUUAAUAUUGCUGGAUUUUUAAAUUAUAAGAUUUGUGAAUUAAAUUUUAUUUUGAAUAGCCCAUUAGAAGCCCUCAAUCAAUUUAGAAAACAUUCCAGUAAUUUUUUCAAUCGACAAAUGGGGAAUUAUCCAAGUAAGGAAUUGGCUAUUAUUGAAUUUGUGUUGUGGAAAUCUCAACAGAAUCGCCUUUUUGCGGAUCUUUUUAAUUUUGCUGUCUCAAAUGGAGUAGCUGCUUAUGCCUCUCAAAAUCCUGGACGUUUUUUGGAAGAAGCUGCUUCUCAUUUAAAAAAGGCAAAUUCUUUAAUUCGACAAUUAAAAGCAAAAAAUGCUCAACAACAAAGACAAACAUGUUCAAUUAAUUUAGAUUUAAACGCCCCAACAAUUUAUUUUGGUCACAGACCGUGGUUAAAUAAUGAAACAAUUUUGGCUGAAAUGAAAGGAAAUUUACAGUUGGUGGAACACGCCGCUAAAAUUUUUCUUGAACAAAAUAUUCAAGAGAAUUAUUCCCAAUCAAUUCAACUGUUUUCUGCCGCAAUUGGCCAAUUUAAGCGUUAUCAUUGUAAAAGAUUUGCGACUUUGUCUUAUUUAAAUAUAGCUGAAGAAUAUAUUUGUUUUAAACAAUUUGGGAAUUCUUUACAGAUUCUCCAACACGUUUCAACAGAACUUCGUACAUCUUCAUUUUAUUCACUUUUGCGUAAUGUACUUGUAUUAAUGGCUAAUUGUGCUUAUUGCUCUUUAAAUAUUAAUGAGUGGAUUUUGGCUAUAGUCCAACUACUUCACUCCGAAAUGACAAAUUUAUCUUCUCUAAUAGAACCUAAUUUACUCGAAAAUGCUCAAAAUUAUUUUUCUGGACAUUCUUCUAUACCUUUUCCUAUUUUACCUAAUUCUCCUUUUUAUGAAGAAGAGAUUUGUUCUAUUCGUCCCCAAUGGGAACAAAAUUUAUCAGUUAAUGAAGGGAGAAGACAGCAAAAUUUAUUUCAACUAGAAUUGAGUCAACUGGGGAAUUAUUCUUUUUUAAAUUGUAAAAUACGUUUUUUGCCCGUUAAUAUAAACAAAACAACAGAAUUUGAGGAAGACAAUGAAAAUAAAUAUUUAAAUAUACGUUCUGGAGAUUCUUUACCUAUUGAGGUUCUUCUUAAAAACAAUUCUUGUUUGUCACUUAACCUUGCCAAUUGUACAAUUUAUUUGGAACAAAUUUCUCCAAUUAGUGGAAAAACAUUAAUUACUUUAGAUAAUUGGAGUCUAAUUAAUUGUGAUAAUAAAGAGAGCAAUUCCUCCUCAAUUUUAUUAAAUCCAAAUCAAGAAAUUGCUCUCCUUUUUAUUUUAAAGCCAAAAAUCGGGAAAGAAUUUUUUGAAGAAAAUUUAAAUAAACAACAAAAUCGGGCACAGAGUCCUUCUUCUGGCAAUAAAAAUAUUUAUUUGGAUAUUUGUAUUCGUAGCUUUGCUGUUAGAUUACCCAAUGGAUGUUUUAUUUGGGAAAAUGUUAAGUCAACUCAAUCGUUAGUUGAUAAUUCUUGCUAUCUCGUUGAAAAUUCGAUAGUCAGAGUUAUCCCUCGCCAAAAGAGAUUUUCAAUUGUCGGUCCUCCUAACAAAAUAAAUUUGUAUAUAGACGAAUCAAUUGAAAUUGGUUUUUCAUUAUUAAAUAAUUUGGAAGAAUGUGAAGAUUUGAAUAAUAAUUAUUUGCCAAAAAGUUUAUUGUGA
Meloidogyne enterolobii is the source of this 2586-nucleotide messenger RNA. Lineage: Eukaryota; Metazoa; Nematoda; Chromadorea; Rhabditida; Meloidogynidae. The record is from the annotation of a GenBank genome assembly.